Podospora anserina S mat+ is the source of this 1092-nucleotide messenger RNA. RefSeq lists its product as uncharacterized. Gene Ontology annotation, biological process: alternative respiration. The transcript has 3 exons. Gene Ontology annotation, molecular function: alternative oxidase activity. The coding region runs from base 1 to 1092 and encodes 363 amino acids. The record is from RefSeq and is a predicted model, not a curated record. Gene Ontology annotation, cellular component: mitochondrion. Lineage: Eukaryota; Fungi; Ascomycota; Sordariomycetes; Sordariales; Podosporaceae.
AUGAUAUCUUCCAAAACUAGCAACCGCAUAUGCCUCUGCUCCCCACAGCAAACGGCACGGAUCACUGGGAUUGUCGUCUCCUCUCGCCCAGCUUAUCUGACGGGGCUUGGUUAUCCGGUUUCCCUUCGACUCAGCUCAGCUGUAUCUCAGUCCUCCUCCCAACACACCCGCAGCUUUUCAUCAACAAGGGCUGCUCAUCUGAAGGAUUUCUUCCCGGUGAAGGAGACGGCCUAUAUACGGAAGACACCGCCAGCAUGGCCUCACCAUGGUUAUACCGAAGAGGAAAUGUUGGCAGUGGUGCCUCAGCACCGAAAACCCGGAUCACUCAGUGAUUGGCUUGCGUGGAAGCUGGUCCGUCUGUGUCGAUGGGGAACAGACAUCGCCACCGGCAUAAAGCCCGAACAGCAAGUCGACAAGUCAAACCCAACCACUGCUGUGGCGGCACAGAAGCCGCUGACAGAAGCUCAAUGGCUUGUUCGGUUCAUUUUUCUCGAAUCCAUUGCCGGCGUCCCUGGAAUGGUGGCAGGUAUGCUACGGCACCUUGAGAGCCUCAGACGCCUCAAACGGGACAAUGGCUGGAUCGAAACCUUGCUCGAGGAGUCAUACAAUGAAAGAAUGCAUCUUCUCACCUUUAUGAAGAUGUGCGAGCCAGGCUGGUUCAUGAAGACGAUGAUUCUCGGGGCGCAGGGUGUCUUCUUCAACGCCAUGUUCCUGAGCUACUUGAUCUCGCCACGAAUUACACACCGUUUCGUUGGCUACCUCGAGGAGGAAGCGGUCCACACCUAUACUCGAUGUAUCCGGGAGAUUGAACAAGGCGAUCUUCCCAAGUGGUCUGAUCCGAACUUCCAGAUUCCCGAUCUUGCUGUCACGUACUGGAAGAUGCCCGAGGGAAAACGGACCAUGAGGGAUCUGAUCCUUUACAUUCGUGCCGAUGAGGCAGUUCACCGCGGUGUGAACCACACCUUGAGCAACCUCAACCACAAGGAGGAUCCCAAUCCUUUCGUCAGCGACUACAAGUGCGAUGCUGACCAUCAACGACCCAACCCGGCGCUCAAGCCGACUGGGUUUGAGCGGAGCGAGGUCAUUGGUUGA